This is a messenger RNA of Diutina rugosa, 3417 nucleotides long. It is a transcript of the gene CCC2, whose product is annotated as Cu(2+)-transporting P-type ATPase. Gene Ontology annotation, cellular component: membrane. Bases 1 to 3417 code for a protein of 1138 amino acids. Gene Ontology annotation, molecular function: ATP binding; P-type divalent copper transporter activity; ATP hydrolysis activity. The transcript has a single exon. Gene Ontology annotation, biological process: copper ion homeostasis; monoatomic cation transport. The record is from RefSeq and is a predicted model, not a curated record. Lineage: Eukaryota; Fungi; Ascomycota; Pichiomycetes; Serinales; Debaryomycetaceae.
AUGAAGGCUUUGUUUCGAAUCGAGGGCAUGACAUGUGGGGCUUGCCUGGCCACCAUAACGGAGGCGUUAUCCGCCACUGCCGGGGUGGUCACCAAUAACGUCCUGUUAAUCACUGAGGAAGCUCUGAUAGAGUACGACCCUUUUUUGGUCACUACCGAUAAGCUCAUUGAGGUGAUUGAAGAUUGCGGUUUCGAUGCUACCUUGAUCAAAUCCAGUGAGGGUCCAUCCCCAUCAUCCUCAGUAUCAACCGUUUUACAGGUGCGAGGAAUGACCUGUGGAGCAUGUCUGGCUACCAUCAAGGAACUGUUGGAGCUGAUAGAAGGGGUUGAAACUGCCCUGGUAUCCCUUAUCACUGAACAAGCAGCAGUUGUACACUCGCAGAACAUCCAACCUGCUCAGCUUGCUGAAGCCAUUGAGGACUGUGGUUUUGAAGCAACUAUAGAAUCGCUGACCAAGCAAAAACAACAGGAUGUCGUUUCUAGAUUCCAAGUCACUGGAAUGACUUGUGCAGCUUGUCUGACAUCGAUAACAAACGCACUUUUGCAAAUGGAUGGUGUGAGUCUGGCAGCUGUUAGUGAGAUCACCGAGGAAGCGCUUGUCAAGCACGCCUCUCAUGUGCUGCCGGAGGCAAUCAUAGAUGUUAUCGAAGGUUGUGGCUUUGACGCAGUGUUAUCUCAAUCACAAACGGAUGACCCACAAUCGUCAGGGGAUUAUACAGACGACGAUGUGUUGUUCCAGAUAUAUGGUCUUACCGACGAGGCUGAUGCUAGUCGAAUCAAAAACUUAGUCGAGACCUAUCUUUCCCUGACCGAUGGUGUGCUCAACUAUCUGUUUAGCUUUUCAGGCCAAAAUUCCUUGCUCUCCAACCAAGAUGAAGAAGUUGGAAGCUCUGGAGAUGUUCUUGACGAGUUAUCCAUUCAUUUCAAUCCUCAGAAGGUUGGCGUGCGCCACUUGAUUGACAAUCUCGAUACUCUUGAUGACCAAGGAGCGGUCAAGUUUGUGAUCAUCAACCUGAUAGACCGUCUGCUGGAGUCCCAAUUGAAGAUUUUGUCUCGAGUUAAAGAGAUCCAAUAUUGGAAGCGUAACCUCGUGUGGUCUGUUGCAUUAGGUGUUCCGGUUAUAAUUCUCAAUUGGACCCACAUGUUGCCCCCCUGGAAUCACUUGAUGUUGAUUAGAGGCCUCUAUUGGACUCUGGUUCUUCAAUGCAUACCUACGCUGUAUAUUCAAUUUGUUUUGGGUAAGGUGUUUCUCACGAAGUUUCGGAAGUUUGUUGCUAAUGGCGGCAAGGGCGCUCUGAUGGACGUUCUUGUUUGUAUCUCUACCAUGGUGGCAUACACUUUUUCUAUCAUUGCUAUGAUUAUCCUGGUGUGGCAUGGACAAACUCUGAAACCUCCCAAAACUCUCUUCGAGACUACGUGCAUGUUGGUUAUGUUCAUCUCUUUUGGGAAGUGGCUCGAAAAUCGCGCCAAGGGUGCUACUCUGACUGCACUCUCAAAGUUAUUGCAAUUGACGCCCUCAAAUUGUACUAUCGUGCUGGACAUGGAAAAAUAUGAUGCUUUCAUGAACGAGAGUGAGAAACAAGUUGAUUCAACCGAUGGUUUUCCAACUCGUAUAGUUGGAAUCGAUUUGAUUCAAGCGGGAGAUGUUGCGAUUGUUCUUCCUGGUUCCAAAAUCUCCGCCGACGGCGUCAUUAUCUAUGGUGAAACCGAGGUUGAUGAGUCUUUGAUCACUGGUGAAUCUUUACCUAUUCACAAACGUAUUGGAGAUUCGGUAAUCGGGGGUUCAGUCAAUGGGCCGGGGGCUAUUCACGUCAGAGUUACUCACUCUUCGAAAAGAUCGCAAUUACAACAAAUCAUUAAUCUUGUCAAGGAGUCUCAAGUCAACAGAGCCCCCGUCCAAAGAUUUGCUGAUUUUGUGGCUGCAAGAUUUGUGCCACUGGUGAUUACUCUUGCUAUCUUGACAUUCGUCAUUUGGACUGUGAUUUGUCUGGCUAUUCACAAAGAUCGGUUACCCAUGGCAUUCAACAUGGAGGAGAAUGGCCGAUACUUUGUUUGUCUCAAACUUGCCAUUUCAGUUGUAGUAGUCGCUUGUCCCUGUGCUCUUGGAUUAGCCGCGCCUACUGCAAUCAUGGUUGGAACGGGCGUCGGGGCGAAGAAUGGUGUUUUAAUCAAGGGCGGUGAUGUCUUUGAAAGAGUCACCAAGCUUAACGUUUUGCUUUUUGACAAAACUGGGACUUUGACCACGGGUGUCAUGCGACUUGUCAAUUUCAAGCAAAUUCUGACGUCCGCUCAACUUGAUCUUAACAAAUGGUGGGGUGUCGUUGGUGCAUUGGAGCUGAACUCAGAACACCCUGUUGGCAAGCUGAUUUCACAAGGUGCUAAAAUGCACAUGGGGCUCUCCUUUGAAGAAGACUCGUUCCCUUGGAAAGUUUCCAAUUUUCAAAUGUACCCUGGUCUUGGUGUGUAUGGCAAGUGCUCGAUGGGUGCGGAACUGCAUGAGGUUUACAUUGGUAAUCUCAAUCUCAUUAAAGCCAAAUUUCCAGGGUCUGAGUUUAAGGUUUUCGAUGAAGAAGCGACAACGCUGAAGACUAUGGUGAACACCACUGCACACGUGUUGAUAGAUGGUGAAUACGCUGGGUUUGUGGAGUUAACAGAUCAGCUAAAGCCUGGUGCUAAAAAAACCAUUCGUUACUUGCAACAAGUCGAAGGAUAUCAGGUUGGUAUCGUCACAGGCGACCUGCGUGGCGCAGCUUUAAAAAUCGCUAAGGAGUUGGGAAUUCCUGUGUCUAAUGUAUUCUCUGAAGUGACGCCCAUUAAUAAGGACAAGGUCAUUACCGAUCUCAAAUCACGUCUAGAGGACGUGAGUAUAGGGUUUAUUGGCGAUGGUAUCAAUGAUGCCCCUGCCUUGGCCCAGGCUGAUGUUGGGAUGGCCAUAAGUACCGGCACUGAUAUUGCUAUGGAGUCAGCUGAUAUUGUUUUGUUGAGUCUGCGCAACAGCAACAAUGAACUUGUCGGAAUUGUAAAUGGACUUUCAAUCUCCAAUGCCACAUUCAACAGGGUUAAGUGGAACUUUUUGUGGGCUGCACUUUAUAAUCUCAUUAUGUUGCCUUUUGCAAUGGGAUGCUUUUUGCCAUUCAAUUUGAUGUUGCCUCCUAUAGCCGCAGCAGCGGCUAUGGCGGUUUCGUCAAUCUCUGUGGUGGUAAAUUCUUUGUUAUUGAAAAACUGGAAACAGCCUUCUCUAGACUAUGAUGAACUUGAUGAAGAAACCCAAAUGGGAGAGGUCUUCGAUCUCAAGGACGGGACUAAUGCUGAAUUCCAAAUAGUUAAGCGUGAUCGCAAACUUACUCAGCGCCUUAGAAACGCUAUGCUCAGAGGCAUGCGUGACAGAAAUGGCGGCUAUCGCAUGAUUAAUAGUUAA